Molecule: messenger RNA, 4284 nt
Organism: Colossoma macropomum (tambaqui)
Lineage: Eukaryota; Metazoa; Chordata; Actinopteri; Characiformes; Serrasalmidae
Gene: adgrg4a
Product: adhesion G protein-coupled receptor G4a
Exons: 27
Coding region: 195-3734 (1179 amino acids)
Biological process (GO): cell surface receptor signaling pathway; adenylate cyclase-activating G protein-coupled receptor signaling pathway
Cellular component (GO): membrane
Molecular function (GO): G protein-coupled receptor activity
Source: RefSeq, a predicted model, not a curated record
CACUUACACUGUCCUACGCACUGCCCUCAUGCCAGAGAUCACAGCACGGGCCUGGACUUAUGGAUUCAGCCAACACGGAUUUCUAGAUUGUGCUGAAAGGAUGUGAUGUGAUUUCUUCUGUUGAUAUUGCUUCCAUCAGUCGAUGUGUAAUACACACAGAUGUUGUAACUCAUGUAAGUAAUAUCCAGCCAGUUAUGUUCUCUUUAAAGACUACAGUUAUGGGCAAAAUUAGUGCAUGUCUAUCAGUCAUUGUGUACAUAUGGAUAUUUGGGAGCUGUCUCUUGUGUUCAGCUUCCACCAAUCCUAGCCUCUGGGGACAGAAGGUGGCCUUUCUGGGCCGUUCAUGUUACUGGCAGCUGAGCAAAACCUGCACUGUGCCACCUUUAGAGGAACUGAGCGUGUGUGUUGACCUCUGGAGACAGAUUACCACCUCAGCCUGGACUGCCUUCGUAUACAAGAAGCCCGGAGAGCUCAGUAUUGAGCUGGGCUUGGCUGGAAGGGGGGGCAAUUUGAAGGCGUGGCUUUUUGGAAAUGAAUGGACUGCUGCGUAUGACUUGCCUCUUCAAAACUGGCAUACUGUUUGCUUGACAUGGUCGAACCGCACCAGACACUUCCAGUUGAUUGUCAAUGGCUCAGUUGCCCUAAGUUCUAAGCUUAACGCCUUAGCACCCAGUAGUCUGGCUCCAAAUGGCACACUCACUCUGGGGGUGACCCACAGCUUUGUUGGUGGCGUUAUGGACUUUGAAACAGGGACCAACUUCAUGGGGGAAAUAACAAUGUUCCGUAUGUGGCGACAAGAGCUAAACCCCCAGCAGCUCACAGAAUGGAAGUGCGUGAGUGGAAAUGUUGUGACCUGGAGCAAGAAUGACUGGGAGUACCAUGGCUGCGCACCCAUAACAGACAAUAGGUUAAAGUGUGAAUGGUCAAAGUAUCAAAUAAACAUGAAGUUAUUGAUCACUCAAAAGGCCAGUGGUGACCUAAAUGGGAAUGAGUCCAAGGCGAUUGUGCUGAAAUGGCUGGAGAGCAUUUUGCCUCAGAACACGCUUGUGAAUUCUCUGUUCCUGUCAAGUCUAAGCCAGAUGUACCAAACAGACUGUGCUCUGUGUGAACAUGAAAAUGCUGAAUUGAAGGAGGCCAGAAAUAUGUCUUCUAAAGAAGAAUGGUUCAGCUGCCUGGUGUAUGUGACAGUGAGCCCUCAUGCCAGUAUAGAUGAGACUCAGGCUGAACUGUGGACACUGUUAAUACACACCUACAACCACAGUGACCACACCAUCCUUCAGACAGAUCCAGCUUCUCUCAACAUCCUUCCAGUUGCAAUCAUUCCUGAAAAUGACUCAAACUAUAUAGAUUUUUCAGACACUUUUUACAGAGUUAAUAUGAACCUCACAAUGAAUGGCUCUGUGGAGAAUGCAGCACAGACUCUUCAACACUGGCUUCAGCAAACAUUAGGUGGAGACCGCCGGAUGACAGUUCUAAAUUUUAAGCUUACAACAAAUCCUAAUCAAAAUGGCGGAGGGAAAUCAGCACCAGACUCCAGAUAUGGCUGCACCUUUCAUGUCCAGGCCUUUGCUCCAGUGAAUGUCAAUGAAACGAGGAUGCUCAUUUUUGACCUCUUAACAAAAGGAUUUUCCAACGGUUCCAUCACAAUUAAUGUCUCAGCCAAUCAAAUCAGCAUCUUACGCAUAGAGCCUGGGCUUUGUCCAGAGGAUACCACUCAAACGGUUUAUGGCCUGUACACAUGGCCCUCCAUACAAGCCCAGGACACAUAUGAAAUGAAGUGUGAGAAGGGCCAUGACAGUGCCACAAGACUCUGUAAACUGGAUGGCAACACUGAUGGAGUGAUUUGGGAUCCCCCAGAUAUGUCAAGAUGUGAGAAGGUCAUGACUGAUAUUGAUGAUUUGGAAGGGAUCACAGUUACGGCAAACAAUUCAGCAGAUGUUUUGGGCAUGCUUGAGAACCUGCUGCAUAAUGAGACAGACUUGAGUUUGUCCCAGCUGAACACUGUGCUGCAGAAACUGUCUGAGAUCACUGAAGUUGGCAUCAUGACCACUCAGCUUGCUGACAACAUCAUUAGUGUGGUUUCAGAUGUCUUAGAUUCCACAUCCUUUCUUGCCCAAGCUACAAACAAAAUCCUCUCAAUCACAGAAAGGGUGGGAAACAGGAUGGAUUUCUCUGGGUUUUGUCACAGCACCACAGCUCCUUCACUUGCGCUGCAGCUAAUCAACCUGGAGACCGAGGAGUUCCAGGGACUUACAUUUGGAGUGUCCUCCUUCCAGGCAGGCCUAUCUCCUGAGAUAUUUCUCAACCAGGCUUUUGCAGAGUCGUCUCCCAGCUCAGUGGCAUCUAUAUCCUUACCCCUCACUCUGGAGAACUUCUUCCCCCAAAACAAUCAAAACAUGAGUCGCAUUCAGUUUCAUUUCUAUGGCACAGAAAAUCUCUUUGAGGACCCUAGUAGCAGCCUGACAUUGAAUUCCUACGUGCUGUCUGCCAGUGUAACCAAUGCUACUGUGAAUGACUUGAAGGAUCCAGUGGUUGUCACUGUCCUUCAUCUUCAGCCCAAAGAAGACUACAGCACGGCCCAAUGUGUGUACUGGAACUUAGAGAAGAACAAUGGAAAAGGUGGAUGGGAUGAUAAUGGAUGCCAGGUUAAACACACCAAUGUCACUCAUACAUCCUGCAUCUGCUUUCAUCUCACACAUUUUGGAGUGCUUCUGGAUGUCUCCAAAACGCCAAUAACCCCAACAGAUAACAUGAUUCUGACAGUCAUUACAUACCUGGGCUGUGGCAUAUCAUCUGUGUUUCUAGGCACCACUUUGCUGACUUACAUCGCCUUUGGAAAGCUGCGUCGUGAUUACCCGUCUAAAAUCCUCAUGAACCUAUCUGGGGCUUUGUUGGGUUUGAAUAUGUGCUUCCUGUUAAACUCAUGGCUUGCUGAAUUCAACAAUUAUGGCCUCUGCAUUGCUGUGGCUGCCAUUCUCCACUACUUCUUACUGGCCUCAUUCACCUGGAUGGGACUAGAGGCGAUAAAUAUGUACCUGGCCUUUGUCAAAGUCUUUAAUGUCUACGUGCCCUCUUACAUCCUUAAAUUCUGCGCACUUGGAUGGGGUUUGCCUCUGAUAAUUGUUAGCAUAGUGCUUGCUGCAGAUAAAGACUGCUAUGGCAGCGCUGUGUCCAUAACACCAGUCAACAGUACUUCACCUUUUUGCUGGGUGCAGAAUGACACAGCGUUUUUUGUGACGGUGGUGGCAUUUGUGGUUCUGAUCUUGCUCUCUAACAUCUGUGUGUUCGGCUUGGUGUUGGCCCAAAUCCGUGGUUUGCAUCUCAGUAAGGCGGCGGGCACUAGCAGAGGAAUACUACAUGACCUGCGUGUGGUGGCCAGCCUCACUUGCCUGCUGGGCCUUACCUGGAUUUUGGCCUUUUUUGCCUGGGGUCCUGUCCAACUGCCCCUCCUCUACCUCUUCUCUGCCCUCAACAGUCUGCAGGGGUUUUUUAUCUUCCUGUUCCACUGCCUCAUGAAAGAGAACGUCCGUAAGCAAUGGAGGAUUCACCUCUGCUGUGGAAAAUUCAAACUCACUGACUACUCAGACUGGAGUGGCUCAGUAACAGCUGGGGGAAGAGCUAAGAGUGGAAAACUGGUUCACACGCCAUCAGAAACCACAAGCGAACGGAAGAUCUCAGACUCCUCUGGGAAUGGAGGAGACAAAACAAAGGAAAGAGACAAUGGUGCUGGGUGACUGGCCUAGAGGACAGUCUGUAAGACUUUGGGGCACUGUCUUUAAGGCUAGGGCACUGCGUGAAUGAAAAUUACCUCAAAACAACAGUUCAGUUAAAAAUCAAAUGUACACAAAAAAGCAAUGUACAAACAGAAUUCAAGCUUCCAGAUGGCCACUACCACUGUUUUCAGCUAUGUGACAUACUUCUGUACAUCUUGUACAUCUUUAUAGAUAACAUCAUCUGAUACAGUGUUAGAAACUACACAAACAAGUCUAUUUGAGAUGAAUUAACAACUUAAUGUGGUUUGAGAGAAGUGAGUGAUGAUUUAACCAUGCAGUUUAUGUGAUGCUAAUUGGUGACUAUAGGCCUCCAUUACUUAUUACCUACAUUAGCAUUUUAGCUUCAGUACUAAAAUAAAGAAACUUUAGACACCACACAUGGCUGAUUGUCUACAUCCAGGGAAGAGGAAAAUUGUGUACAUUUGAUUUUUGACUGAACUGUUGCUUAAAUUUGUCUAAAAAUAUCUCUGCUCACCUAAAACAAGAGGAAUGAGCUCAAAAAGGAAAAUAA